Molecule: messenger RNA, 5113 nt
Organism: Anarrhichthys ocellatus (wolf-eel)
Lineage: Eukaryota; Metazoa; Chordata; Actinopteri; Perciformes; Anarhichadidae
Product: SEC14-like protein 1
Exons: 17
Coding region: 808-3003 (731 amino acids)
Biological process (GO): negative regulation of RIG-I signaling pathway
Cellular component (GO): cytoplasm; cytosol
Molecular function (GO): RIG-I binding
Source: RefSeq, a predicted model, not a curated record
CUAAAUAGCGCCCCUUUAACAAGCAGGUCGCCCUAAAGUAACCCUCACCUUCUGUCCAUGCUCAAUCUCAUAUAUUCUUUUUUGGUGAAAUGUCAGUCUCAAUAGCAACAUAAUUUCCCCCCUAAUGCCAAUACACACAAUACACAAUACACACAACACUGGACUAGAAACAUACCGUAUGAUCUGGUAGUGUGACAUGCUGAUCUGGUUGCAAAAUAAAACUAGAGAUAAACUGUGCUCAUCAUGACAAAUUCUCAGAUAUAAAACAAUAAGGCCGUAACUAUGCUACUGCUCAUAGAUGACUGUCCUCUGGUGUUUUGUCGUUCACUGUGGUCAGGCGUGGAUUUUUAUGAAAGCAGCACUGCGCUGCUCUGAGAGGUGGAAAAAAACUGGGUUUAAAAAGGGGAGGAGCCACGGCAUCACAUCACAUCACAGGCAUGACUGAGAGAGGAGGAGAGGACUGAGAGUCCUUCUGUUCCGACACAUUCAUCCAUUUAAGGGUGAUUUAAAGCUGGACGGCUGUUUAAGAUAUUCAGUCUAUCGCUUUUACUCUUCCAGUCGGAGUCGGACCGCGAGGAGGACUUGCUAGCUACCUCCUCUGGCUACAUGGCCAGCUAGCACAACAGAGCUAAAUAUUAGCUUCUGGAUUCAGCUUCACCACCCGGCGAAGUGAAGAGCCGAGGAGGGGAUGGCAAGAGUUUGCUUGGAUAACCCUUUCGGAAGAAACAGCGACUAACCAGACUAAACCAGCCCAGAUUUAUUUACUUCUUUGAAUCACCGGUUGUUGGUGUUACUGCGAUCCCCACCAUGGUGCAGAAGUACCAGUCACCUGUGCGGGUGUACAAGCAUCGCUUUGAGCUGGUGAUGGCGGCCUAUGAGCGCCGGUUCCCGACCUGUCAUCUCAUCCCCAUGUUUGUGGCGAGUGAUGUGGUGGAAGAAGAGACCAAUGAGGACGGUUCCACCACCAGGGUGGAGCGCCGCUGUGCUCUGGAUGUUGACGCCCCGCGCCUGCUCAAAAGGAUAGCAGGUGUGGACUACGUCUACUUCAUCCAGAAAAACAUACUGAACCGAAAGGAGAGGACACUUCACAUCGACUCCCACAAUGAGACCUUCUCCAACAGGGUGAUAAUCAGUGAGACCUGCUGCUACUCGGUUCACCCAGAGAAUGAGGACUGGACCUGCUUUGAGCAGACUGCCAGCCUGGACAUCAAGUCCUUCUUCGGCUUUGAGACCACUGUGGAAAAGAUCGCUAUGAAGCAGUAUGCCACCAGUAUCAAAAAGGGAAAAGAAAUCAUAGAGUUCUACCUGAAGGAGCUACAAGAUGAAGGGAUCACCCAUGUGCCGCGCUGGACUCCCUCAUCCCUUCACGCGUCUUUCCCCACACCAACCAGCCUCUUCACCAGCCCAUCUGUCCUCCCCAAACUGGCGGUCACGCCCGCUGUUUCUAUCCCGCUGCCCACUGAUGCCAAAGACAUCACCUGUCCGGACAUCAAGCAGGACGACAGCCUCGCAGAGAUUCUGCCCAGCACACCUGAAGAUAAGUUGGAUGCAGACUAUAUCAAACGUUAUCUAGGCGACCUGACCCCCCUGCAGGAGAGCUGUCUGAUCAGACUUCGCAAAUGGCUGCAGGAGACUCACAAGGGAAAGAUCCCCAAGGACGAGCACAUACUGCGUUUCUUGCGUGCCAGAGACUUCAACAUGGACAAGGCACGGGAAAUCCUUUGCCAGUCGCUGACCUGGAGGAAGCAGCACCAAGUGGACUACCUGCUGGAGACCUGGGUCUCACCACAGGUCCUCCAGGACUACUACACUGGGGGUUGGCACCACCAUGACAGAGAUGGUCGUCCUUUGUACAUGCUGCGGUUGGGCCAGAUGGACACUAAAGGACUGGUCCGCGCUCUCGGAGAAGAGUCUCUGCUCAGACAUGUGCUGUCUAUUAAUGAGGAGGGUCUGAGGCGCUGUGAGGAGAACACCAAGGUGUUUGGUCGACCUAUCAGCUGCUGGACGUGUCUGGUGGAUCUGGAGGGGCUGAACAUGCGUCACCUGUGGCGCCCAGGGGUCAAGGCGCUGCUGAGGAUCAUCGAGGUUGUGGAGGCCAACUACCCAGAGACGCUGGGACGGCUGCUUAUCUUGAGAGCCCCCAGAGUUUUCCCUGUCCUGUGGACACUGGUGAGUCCAUUCAUUGAUGAAAACACCCGCAAGAAGUUCCUCAUAUAUGCAGGCAAUGACUACCAGGGUCCUGGAGGGCUGCUGGACUACAUAGACAAGGAGAUCAUUCCUGACUUUCUGGCAGGGGAGUGUAUGUGCGAGGUACCAGAGGGCGGCCUCGUUCCCAAGUCGAUGUACCGCACGGCCGAGGAGCUGGAGAACGAAGAGGUCCGCCUGUGGACCGAUACUAUCUACCAAAGCGCCAGCAUCUUCAAGGGAGCUCCACACGAGCUUCUGAUAGAAAUCAUCGAUGCCUCCUCAGUCAUCACCUGGGACUUUGACAUGUGCAAAGGCGACGUGGUUUUCAACAUCUUCCACUCUAAGCGGGCCCCUCAGCCUCCACGUAAAGACCCCCUGCUACCCCAUGGCAUCCCCUCUCCAGUAGGCAACAAUGUCCAGCUCAUCGAUAGGUCAUGGACGCUGGGUCAAGAUUACAGCAUGGUGGAGUCCUCGCUCACUUGCAAGGAGGGCGAGAGUGUGCAGGGCUCUCAUAUUACGCGGUGGCCAGGUUUCUACAUCCUCCAGUGGAAGUUCCACAACAUGCCGGCCUGCUCGGCCACCAACCUGCCCCGUGUGGACGACGUGCUGGCCACCCUGCAGGUCUCCUCGCACAAGUGCAAAGUCAUGUACUACACUGAGGUGUUGGGCUCUGAGGACUUCAGAACGGCUUGCUGGGAUGUGCAGAGUUUGGGUUCGAUGACCAGCCUGGAGUCGAGCCACAGCGGCUUCUCUCAGCUCAGUGCCGCAACCACCUCCUCCAGCCAAUCUCAGUCCAGCUCGAUGAUCUCCAGGUAGAGACUGAAGGCUGAGGACUGCUCUUCUCCCCCAUCCCCCACUGCCCUUACCAUCAACACUCCCCUCCUGCCCUUCCUCGUCGUCUUUGGACUCUGUUCCUUUUGCACAGCAAGUCUCUAUUGAACUGAAGCAUGCUUGCACAAACGGAAGACAACGAAUAAAAAAAGAGAAGAAAUCUGAGGCAAAAAGAAAUGUACUCUGUACAAUUUUUAAAGGGCUGAUUUCUUUUUUUUUCUUCUUUUUUUUCUUUUUUUUUGCACAAAGGUGAUUUUUUUUUCGUGCCUGGUAUCUCAGCUGGGCUGCAGUUUCAAUCAGAACAUCAGAAAAAUGUUUGUUGUGUGGAAAGGUUAAAGGUCGGGAGAUGAAUUGUGGUGCCUUUGUGGCACGAGAAGCUGAAAUAAGCAAUAUUGUCCUUUGGAGCUAUGGGAUCGGAUGAAAACACUGGAGGCGCUGUUACAUAAUAAUAUAUGCAUUCACAUCUACACCCACAUAUACAGUGCUGAGGCGACGCAUACCUCAUUCUUGUGCGCUCUCUGAUAAACUGGUGUUACAUAGACACACACACAUGGACGUUUGAUGACAUGCAAAAAGUGAAUUGAGUGUUUGUCAUAUUACCAGAGGGGUUUCUUCCAUCUGGUGACUUGUUUAUAGGUCAAGUGUGGGUGGGUGGAGUGAAUUCUGAACAGGACCUGGGUCAAAGAUCACCUGCGAUGUUUUUCAAUCGUCAUGGAGGUACGGAGUGGGUGGAGCUUAUUGAAUCUCGACAAUGUCAGCGAAGUUGCCAUUUGGCGGGAAAAUAACAGAUAUUUUCCCGCCGUGGCCGCGUGAGCUUUCAGUUAUUCAUUUCGUCGUCUUUUGUGGCAAACCCCCACCGGUCCGUCUCAUGAGGGCUUUAUCACACCGUGAAAAGCAUUUGAAUAUUUGACCCAGGUCUGACUCUUAGCUCAGUCAAUCCGCGAGAAGCAAUAACACAAGUUUGACUUUUCUACUGUGUGAAAUAUUUCUAUUUAUCAUUAGUUUGUAUGUGGACGAUCAUGGGUGCUGAUUGCAGAUGAGCUUUUUGUUUUUUGUAAGUCGUGUCCAGGCAGACAGACGGGCAAACUGAGCCACUAAAAAACAAAGUGGCGACAUCAUUCUAUCGGAAGAGAAGCCAAAAUAACACCCCAGCUUCUCCUGGAUACCUUUUUUAAUUAAAUUUUUCUUGGAAUGACCACAGUUGGUUUGCUUUCUGCACAAUUGAGGAACUUGGGUCAAGAACAAGUCGUUAAAGGAGAUGCCUUGUUACUGAUUUGUGAAUGUGCUACUGAUUGGCUUAGCGCUCGCCAGCCAAUGAAAUGCCUGAAUUUGGAGGGUUGUGAUGUAAUUGGGCAGAACCGCCAUCAUUCUCUGCUUGUGCAUCAGAGUGAUGUAGAUGUCAGUGUGUGUUACAGAUGAAUGUUACUCAAUGAUAUACUUUGAUGGUGCGCGAGUAGACAACAUGUUGAUACUGUAGGUGUGCUAGUUGGUCGGAGUUCGUUGCUGUACUUUGGAGAUGAGUAAUUGAUGGGGUGAAGCAGUGUGGUGUGUUACUGCAUGCUCAUGUGGUGAUUGGGUUUAAAGAUAUAUUAUUUAAAGAUUAAAAGAUAGACAUUCUAAGAGUUAUGUGUCAAUAAAUACCAUUUUAGCCUUUGUAAACAUCACUUAGCCACUGUAGUAGAUGAGCAACUGUGAAUUGUGUGAACAUUUCUAAAUGCAACACAUCCAUGCAGCAGUUUUUAAUCACAUUUAUUUGGCUGAUUAGCAUUGAUGACUUCACGUAGAGGGCAGACAUUACCGCCAUUGCCAAGAGUCAUUCCCGUGCUGAAAUCAAAACCCAGACAGACGUAGAUAAGACCAAUGUUUUCUCCUUUUAUCGGAAUCACACUCCUGAGAAUACUGGCUCUGUCUGUUGUUUAUUUUAAUACAUUAAACUGCUCGGUUUUUUAAACUGUUAAUGAAAGGGUAAGGGUUAACUUGUGGUAACUGUAUGUCAUUAACUGCAAUAACAUGAAAUGCUUUACUGAAAAAAAAAAGGACCUCAGAUUGCAAGCUAUUUAAAGUGUGUGUGUGUGUGUGUGUGUGUGUGUGUGUG